AGGCCAGGCAUCAGGCUUUAAAAGGACCUGCACCUGAUCUGAGCAGACACUGAGGCUCAGACGAGAAUCACCAUGAAGGCUUUCAUUCUUCUGGCUCUGUUUGCAGUGGCUUUUGCUGCUCCCAUUGAUGAUGAGGACGACAAGAUUGUCGGAGGAUACGAGUGCAGAAGGAACUCUGUACCCUACCAGGUUUCUCUGAACGCCGGCUACCACUUCUGCGGAGGUUCCCUCAUCUCCAGCACCUGGGUGGUGUCUGCUGCUCACUGCUACAAGUCUCGCGUCCAGGUGCGUCUCGGUGAGCACAACAUUGCCGUCAACGAGGGCACGGAGCAGUUCAUCAGCUCUGUCAAGGUCAUCAGACAUCCCAGAUACAGCAGCCGCAACUUGGACAAUGACAUCAUGCUCAUCAAGCUGAGCAAGCCCGUCACCCUGAACAGCUACGUGCGCACCGUGUCCCUGCCCUCCAGCUGUGCCGGCUCAGGCACCCGCUGUCUGGUCUCUGGAUGGGGCAACAUGAGCGGCUCUGGAAACAACUACCCUGAUCGUCUGAGGUGCUUGGAUGCCCCCAUCCUGAGCGACAGCAGCUGCAGAAACGCCUACCCUGGUCAGAUCACCUCCAACAUGUUCUGCGCUGGCUUCUUGGAGGGAGGCAAAGACUCCUGCCAGGGAGACUCCGGUGGCCCCGUGGUGUGCAACGGCCAGCUUCAGGGUGUCGUGUCCUGGGGUUACGGUUGUGCCGAGAGGAACAAGCCCGGCGUCUACGCCAAAGUCUGCAACUACAACUCCUGGAUUCGCAGCACCAUGUCUUCCAACUAAUGACGUUGCUUCUUCGAACAUUUGUUCCACGAACCAGUUAAAGUACAGCAAACUGUUUCAAGAAAAUAAAAGCUCACACU
Syngnathus acus (greater pipefish) is the source of this 896-nucleotide messenger RNA. Its product is annotated as trypsin-3. Gene Ontology annotation, molecular function: serine-type endopeptidase activity. NCBI's taxonomy places the organism in Eukaryota, Metazoa, Chordata, Actinopteri, Syngnathiformes, Syngnathidae. The record is from RefSeq and is a predicted model, not a curated record. The transcript has 5 exons. Gene Ontology annotation, biological process: proteolysis. Bases 73 to 816 code for a protein of 247 amino acids.